Messenger RNA from Trematomus bernacchii (emerald rockcod), 3423 nucleotides. It is a transcript of the gene bcap31, whose product is annotated as B cell receptor associated protein 31. Gene Ontology annotation, biological process: intracellular protein transport; endoplasmic reticulum to Golgi vesicle-mediated transport. The record is from RefSeq and is a predicted model, not a curated record. NCBI's taxonomy places the organism in Eukaryota, Metazoa, Chordata, Actinopteri, Perciformes, Nototheniidae. The transcript is spliced from 8 exons. Gene Ontology annotation, cellular component: endoplasmic reticulum; endoplasmic reticulum membrane. The coding region runs from base 141 to 869 and encodes 242 amino acids.
GGCAUUAAACCCCGGAAGCAGGAGGUGUUUACAACAGGAAGCUAAGCUAACUCCAGUUAGUAGAGAGUUUGAAGCUCGUCAGAAGAGCUCCGUGUUUCCUGAGUUUCUCUGUGUCUGCGGGAAUAGUCUCAGGAGUCAGGAUGAGUCUGCAGUGGACCGCCGUCGCCACCUUCCUCUACGGUGAAGUCUUCUUCGUUCUGCUGCUCUGCAUCCCCUUCAUCUCACCCAAGAGGUGGAGUAAGAUCUUUAAGUCUCGGAUCAUCCAGACCAUCGCUCUCUAUGGAAACACCUCCUUCAUGGUGGCCAUCGCCAUCCUGGUCUUCCUGCUCAUCGAUGCUUUCCGCGAGGUGAGGAAGUACAGCGUGCCGGAGAAGGUGGAUCUGACCAACAACCCCACGGCCAUCGAACACAUCCACAUGAAACUGUUCAGAGCGCAGAGGAACGAGUACAUCGCCGGCUUCGCCCUGCUGCUCUGCCUGUUGCUGCGUCGCCUGGCCACGCUGCUCUCCCAGCAGGCCACCUUCAUGGCCUCCAACGAAGCCUUCAAGAAGCAGGCGGAGGGCGCCAGCAACGCCGCCAAGAAAUACAUGGAGGAGAACGAGCUGCUGCAAGAGAAACUCCGUAACGCUGGUCUCGAUCUGCCGGAGGCCGGGAAGAAGGGAGCCGGACCGGUGGAGGAGAACAAGAACCUGAAGGAGGAGGUGAAGACUCUGAAGGAGGAGCUGGACAACAACAAGAAAGCUCUGCAGAAGUCGGACAGUGACGUUCGUGCGAUGAAGAGUCAGGCGGAGAAUCUGACGGUGGAGUACGACCGACUGCUGGACGAACACAGCAAACUGAUGGCAACAAGCGACAAGAAGUCAGACUGAGAAGGAUUUCCAGCUUCUAUCAUCUUCAUCAUCGUCUUCAAAGAACAGCCUGCUGCUUCUGCAUCAGUGAUGUCACUUCCUUAUUUGGACGACGGCUCGCUGUGAUUGGUUUAUUUCAUGUGGCUUAAAAAACAUAUACAUCUCAUCUGACUGUCAAAAAAAAAAAAAGUGGGCUGUCUGUGAAACUUUCAGACGAGGUUUUCUGUUUGUUUGUUUGUGUUGUUUGUUUGAGGAACAUCUGAUCAUUCCCUGUUUCCUACAGCUCGAGAGAAACUAAAAAAACAACCUGAAUUUCAUAACUUUCUGCUUUUUCUUUUGUUGCAAGAAACAGAAUAUUCCCAAAAAUUUGAGGUCCAAAGAAUUCAAUACACCCGCUCUCCUGUAUUGAUAACUAAAAUAUUGCACAUUUAAGGAUUACAAUUGAACGUGGCCAAACACAAUCCUUCAGAAAUGACCUUUUUAACCUUAAUGUUUUAUUUGUUAAGUGGAUUUCGGGUUGAAAAAACAAUGAAAACUGUUGAAUGUACUGUUGAAACUUGGAUCUACAGUCUGUGAAUCACGUUGUAUGAGCCAAACAAAAACACCCGAGUCUCCUCUUACCUGCUUCCCUUUCUUUGAAAUAAUGCCCAAAUCCUUAUUAUGAUGAUUUCUACACUGGUUAUCUUUAAUAUCCUGAAGUUUCUACGCUCACCUAUCGACAUAUUUCCAACUCAAACGGUAAAAUAAAGGAUAAACAAAUGACCAGACGUUUGUUUUGCUCGUACAAAGUGAUCCGUCUUAUUUCUUUGUGGUAAUAAACUUGGUUGGUUUGAAGAUUUUGUUAUAGGUUUGUCAUUAAGUUAAUCGGUUUUCACUUAUUUCUUUGUGUUAUUUAGGUAUUUUUCUUGUUUUGUGGCUUUCAGACUAAGAUUUUCUCUCUGGUAAAACAAGUUUGUGGACCCGUUUCACCUUUAAACCAUCAAACACUAUAUUCUUAUUGUUUUGAUUGUUUGAUAGAUGGUGCAGCUGUAAAGGAUUAAUACAUGUUUUAAUUAACUGUAAAAACUGUCAUUCCUCUUCUGUCCACUUACAUGCACAAAAUCAUGUUCACUGUCUCAGUUUUCAUCACGUUUAGCUGCACUGAUCAUCAGUCUGUGUUCGACGCUUUACGGCAAAAUUGGGUAGGAAUUUGUGAGCAGAUGACGAUUGUGAGCAAAUUGGGGUAAAAAAAAAACAUCACAAAGCGGUCUGAAUAAGAAACGGAUGAGAUACUUAAUGACGUGUAGUAAAUUAACAUCGACUGCUGCCGAACAAAAAGAAAUGGACAGUUUUCCAUUGACUCCUCUUCACUUACAGAGACACUGACAUUAACAAUUCGUCUAAAUUACUUGAUAAGAAUAUCUGCAUGAGCAGUUAUGCAAAGAGGCCCUGUCACCUUGUGUUCAAAUCAGCUAGUGUUGAAUUAAAUAACUGCAAAACAUGAGAAAUUGGAACGAUUUUCAGGCUGAUAUUGAAGCGCUAAUUUAUUUGAUCUGAGCCGGUAAACAUCGUCCAUUUUCCAUCAUGUUUAUCAUUAGCAACACUGACGAGAAAGGACAUGCUUAAGUGUCGCGUCAAACAGAAAUCAGCUUCCUUUAUGAGCGUCACAGGAAAUGCUAAAAUACACAAAAACAGAAGAAAAUAUUGUGCAGCUGACAGCAUGUGUUUCUCUUGAAUGACCCGGUGGAUGUUUAGCUUUUAAAUGUUCGCCAUAUUUCAAACUAAAACUAAAAUAUGUGGUGAAAUCCCAGCGUUUCACAGCUAAUGUAGGGUUGAGUCCACACAGUUCUCACGCCUCACUUGGUUUACGUCUGUUUCUUCUUAUUUUGAAGUAUAGUUUCUACAGUAGGGUGAGUUGCCCUAAUGUGGGACACUCCCUAAUGUGGGACACUUAAGGCUUAAUGGUUGUAGGUCUUCCGCAAACAAAUUAGAGUCAAUGAAACUUAACACAAGCUGUGAUGUCAUGCGAUCAAAAUCACAUGACUUCUCAAAUGUCCAAUCACAGAUGAGGGUGGAGCAACCUUCAAACAAGUGUCCCACAUUAGGCUUAAAGCAAAAAGAGUGUCCCACAUUAGGGCAACUCACCCUAUGUCUACUUUCUUGCAUGAGCACACACUUUCGUUUGUUAAAAUAUAUGUUUUCUGGUUAUAUAAAGACUUGUGGGACUUGUAUUUUGAUAGUCUGUCACGUUUAUUUGAUGCUGAAUGUGUUAUUCUGUAUUUUGGUUUCAUAUACUUGUUACAUCUUUAAGAAAGUGUGAUGAUGCUGAGAGAAAUUCACCUUUAAUGCUUUAUGAUGAGACAUGAAUAUUCAGGCUGAUUUAACGAAGCGUCUGUGGUUAUUCAGACCAAACCUCAUGCUGCAUAUCUCUGUAUUUAAACACAGAAAUGUUCUCUUGUUUAAUUUUCACCUGUGUGUUGUUUUUGAAGACUGAUGGUGUGUAACUCUAGAGUUUCGGAGGGAUCACGGUGAACUGUAUCUGGACUCAUCGUGUCAGAAAAUUGGAAGUUUUGAAAUAAACCAGCAAAGGAACUUC